Echinops telfairi (small Madagascar hedgehog) is the source of this 2544-nucleotide messenger RNA. It is a transcript of the gene BRDT, whose product is annotated as bromodomain testis associated. NCBI's taxonomy places the organism in Eukaryota, Metazoa, Chordata, Mammalia, Afrosoricida, Tenrecidae. Bases 1 to 2544 code for a protein of 847 amino acids. Gene Ontology annotation, biological process: positive regulation of transcription elongation by RNA polymerase II; chromatin remodeling. The record is from RefSeq and is a predicted model, not a curated record. The transcript is spliced from 16 exons. Gene Ontology annotation, cellular component: nucleus; chromatin.
AUGUCUCUACGGAAUUGUACAGCGGCUCUUGUUAACCCCCCUCCACCAACAUACAUGGAUCCUAAGAAGAACGGGCGCUUGACGAAUCAACUGCAGUUUCUACAAAACGUUGCCCUGCCUGCUCUGUGGAAGCACAGGCUUUCUUGGCCGUUUCAGAAGCCUGUAGAUGCGGUGAAAAUGGGGCUGCCUGACUAUUAUGCUAUUAUAAAAAAUCCUAUGGAUUUAACUACAAUUAAGAAGCGUUUGGAGCAUAAAUAUUAUUUGAAGGCUUCAGAAUGUAUAGACGACUUCAAUACAAUGUUCUCAAAUUGUUAUUUAUAUAACAAGCCUGAAAAUGACGUUGUUUCAAUGGCACAAACCCUACAGAAGUUGUUUAUGUAUAAGUUAUCUCAGAUGCCACAGGAAGAACACGUCGUAGGUGAUGAAAGAAUGAAGAAAGCCCCGCCCUUAGCCGGGACCAAAGGAUUGCUACCGAGUUCUGCCUCACAGGCAGCGGCCCAAGUUGCAAAGGGUGUGAAGAGGAAAGUAGAUACAAUUCCUACAACUCCAGUAGUUAAAGGAAACGGGGAACCUUCUCCCACAUUUGCAGCUAAAAAACUGAGGCCACUGCCGCCUGUGAAAGGAAAUGUGCUGAAGAACGUUUUGCCCGAUUCUCCGCAGCAGCCUCGCGUUGUAGAGAGCGCUAAACUAAAGGAACAAUUACAACACUGCAGGGAGAUUCUCAAAGAAAUGCAUGCAGAGAAGCACUUCGCCUAUGCAUGGCCCUUCUAUAAGCCUGUGGAUGUUCAGGGUUUGGGACUCCAUGAUUACUAUGACAUUAUCAAAUAUCCCAUGGAUCUUGGGACUAUUAAGCAAAAAAUGGACAGCCAAGAAUAUGUGGAUGCCUUUGCAUUUGCUGCAGAUGUUAGAUUGAUGUUCAUGAAUUGCUACCAAUAUAAUCCUGUAGAUCAUGAAGUAGUGAAAAUGGCGAGCAUGCUCCAGAAUGUUUUUGAAAUGCAUUUUGCAAAGAUCCCAGAUGAACUUCUUGAAUGUUACGUCAAAACAGAAAACACAAAAGCACUUGGUGGAAAAAAUAAUAGUGACUCUUCUAGUAAUUAUAACAAUAAUAUUGUGAAACUUCAGGAGCAGGUUAAAACUUUACAUCAGCAACUGCAAGUUCUGUCCCAGGAUUCUGACCAUAAGCAAAAAAAUGAGAAGUCUAAAAAAGAAAAGACAAAAGGAAAGUUUAAUAACAGAGAUGAAAAGCCAAGGGAAGAGUUUAAGCAAAUAAAACUAAAUGAAAAUUCCAAGAACAGCCAACCAAAGAAGAAACAGCACGUUUCUGCUCUGACAUCUGAAGAUGAUGCUAAACCCAUGAAUUAUGAUGAGAAAAGGCAGUUAACUUUAGAUAUCAACAAAGUUCCUGGAGAUCAACUGAAGCAAAUCGUUCGUAUAAUAGAGUUAAGAGAGCCUGCAUUGAGAAGCGCCAACUCUGAUGAGCUAGAGGUGGACAUUGAAGCACUGAAAACAUCAACAUUGAGAGAACUAGAAAAAUACGUUGCAGCGUGUCUAAGAAGACAACGACGGAAAGCUCAUGCCAAGAAAACAAUGAAUUCCAAAGAACCCACACCUCCAAAAAGACAGGAGGAAUUGGAAAAACAGUUAAUGGGUGUCAAUGAUCGGUUAAGUUCUGGAAAAAGCCAAACCGAAGCUGAGAAAAGCCAAUCAGCCCCUGCGAUUGUGAGUGUGUCCCGACUGAGUGACAGCAGCAGCUCCUCCUCCUCAGGGUCUGACGGCAGCAGCUCCUCCUCCUCAGGGUCUGACGGCAGCAGCUCCUCCUCCUCAGGGUCUGACAGCAGCAGCAGUGAUUCCAGUGCUUCAGACAGUAGUGAUUCUGAAUCAGAGCUAUUGCCUACAUCUACCGCAGAAAAACAGAAAGAUUCUUCUAAAGAGAAUAUAACGGUACAGUCUUCUACGAAAGAGACCUCUCUUCAUCAGACCACACAUCCAUGUGAGAUACAACCAAAUCAUGAAGCCUUACAGCCAUCACCGCGGUCAAGGCACACUUCACCUCGCCAAACUCUGCCUCCUUCAUGUGAAGCUCACCAAAACUCAACCAUGAAGACAUUUGCGAGGGCACCUGACUGCCUAGUUCCUGGAAAGACGGACAUCGAGAUUAAGAAUCCAGACUCUUGGAAGAGUUUAGGCAAACAUGUCAAAACAUCAAAUGUACAGAAAUCAACAGAUGAGCUCUUCAAUCAGUUUAGACAAGCAGCACUAGACAAGAAAGAAAAAGCUCCAAUUCAAGAGUCAAUGCAAAAGCACCUGGAGCAGAACACAGAACUGAACACAGCUCAAGAAAGCCACAGGUACCUUGGUAAUGGGUGGACUCGGAAGUCAUUUUCAAACACAAUGCAAAACAAAUGUCAUCCCGAAGAGAAGAAAAAGCAUAAGCAAUCAUGGAAAACUCGAGAGGAAUCCAGACUCCAGCUUCUCAUUGACCGCAAUUUAGCGAGGAAAAGGGAGCAAGAGCGGAGGCGGAGAGAAGCAGUAAGUGAACCUUAG